Messenger RNA from Hippocampus zosterae (dwarf seahorse), 4536 nucleotides. Its product is annotated as membrane-associated guanylate kinase, WW and PDZ domain-containing protein 3-like. Gene Ontology annotation, cellular component: cytoplasm. The transcript has 21 exons. Gene Ontology annotation, molecular function: protein binding. The record is from RefSeq and is a predicted model, not a curated record. Bases 606 to 4262 code for a protein of 1218 amino acids. NCBI's taxonomy places the organism in Eukaryota, Metazoa, Chordata, Actinopteri, Syngnathiformes, Syngnathidae. Gene Ontology annotation, biological process: signal transduction.
GCGCGUCACUCCUUGGCAGCCACCACCAAUCCCCACACGCGCGCGCGGACGCGCCGCUUUUGUGAGCACUUGAUGACUUGCGACGCUUUUACAGUGUCGCUGUUGAAUAUUACAUGCAAAGCUAACAGGCAGACUGGACCCAAUCAGCUUUUUCCCCUUUUGGGUUCAGGCGCUGCGGUGACGUCAUUGUGGGGGGGAAUGACAUCAUGGAAUGAGUAAACCAUUAACUCCGAGUGAAAACAGUUUUAUGCUAACACCAGCCAUGCUAACUAGCCGCUGUGGUUGGUUAGCCCGCUUGUUGACUUGAUAGAAAGCAACAAUUGCCACGUAGGGGGGGUCACGAGACCCUCCCCGGGCGCGACAGCAAUGAGAUGGAUGGAUAGCGCAUAGAGCACGUUUGCUUUGUUUAGCGUCCGCGCGCAUUCCUUUCCUCACACCUUAAAACACUGAAAUGUGACCUUUGACCAGACCUAUGAAGGAGGGAGGGCCGAGUGACAACCACAGUUGCGAGGACAUAUACACACACACAAAACACACACGCAGAUACACAACAAGUGACAACCCGAAGAACCGAGCACACCACAACGCUGUACAGCUCGGCCGCCAUGUCUAAAAACGCGGUAAAGAAGCUGCACUGGCGCUCCAAGGCGCAGGAGGGCUUCGUGCCGCUGGGCGGAAGCUCCGGCGAGCUGGGGCUGGCCAUCGGCGGCGGCGCCGACUAUGGCGAGUUUCCUUUUGUGACGGUGGCGCCGGGCGGCGGCGCCAGUGUGGGCGACAUCAUUUUAGAGAUCGGCGGCACGCCCGUGUUGGGCAUGACGUUGGGGGACGUCCGGGGCGUCCUCAAUUCCUGUCCUCACCCCAUCAGGAUCAAAACCGUUUCACCAGGUGCGUCUCUGUGUAAAGACCUACGCCUGUACCUCAGUAAAUGUUUCACGCCAACCUCCAUGGACAGUCAGUUGCAGCAGCUGAUCCGAGAGAACCUUUAUCUGCGCGCCGUGCCCUGUACCACCCGGCAGCCUCGUGACGGGGAGAUCGGCGGCGUGGACUACAACUUUGUGUCCAUCGAAGAGUUUUUUUCUUUGGAGGAGUCGGGAGCGCUGCUGGAAAGCGGAAAGUUCAAAGGCAACUAUUACGGGACGCCCCGCCCGGUCCAUAUAAGUCCGGACAGUCCGCCGAUUACAUACCAGGAACAUCGAAACCUGCUGAGAAACUUCCGGACCAGGAGCAAAUCUCUCAGCAAUCUGGAAAAAACCGUAGAAGAAGACAACAGCGAGGAGGACAGCGGCCUGUCUGGAGGGUCCGUCGGCGGCGGGCCUCCAGCGCUGCCAGCCAGUCACUCCUGGGGCGAGUCCCUGGCAAGGAGCGGCGAAGGAAUGGACAACGGCGGAAGAGGAGCGGCAAGAGGAAGAGCUACCGUGGCCGACGCGUGGGAGGUGACGUUCGGCAACGGCGCCGACGCCUUCUUUGUCGAUCACGUGUCCAAAUCCAGACAGGAUCUCCGCGCUCAAAAGAAAGACGCCGCUUCCUGUUCGGCAGAACUUCCAGAGUUCACCGAUCAGCCGAGUCAGCUGCAAGGUUUUUCGGUGCACACGCGUCUCUCCAAAGGCCCGCGAGGCUUCGGCUUCAACAUCGUCGGAGGCAGUCGAGCGCGAGAGUUCCUGCAGGUGUACAGCGUCACGCCCGGAGGCCCGCCCACUCUCCAUCAAGCCGACAUCCUGGUGUACAUCAACGACGCGUGCGUGCUCGGCCGUUCCCACAAAGAGGUGGUGGAGAUGCUGAAAUCCGUUCCGAUGGGCCAAAGCGUGGACGUGGUCCUGAGGCGAGGCUACCCGAUGCUCUACAACCCGGACGGUUGUCCCAAACACACCCUGGACACGCCGCCGACCCCCCCCGAAAACCACCAGCGCGGACCGCUAACGUACAGCCACGCGCAGGACGCCCCCUCCGGCGGCGGCUCAGGACUUUGCAGAGGCUUGCCCGCCUAUUCGGUUGAGCCGCUGACCAAUGGGCUGACGUCUCCAUCGACCCCCGCUUCCUCCGAACCCCCCGCCGCCCAUCCCCCGAGCCCCUGUGAGAGAACGUCAGCCAAUCACAGCAACUCCGAUGGGGGCGUUCAUAGGUCGUCUGCGACCGGCUACAACAGCGACACCCUUGCCACGCGCUCCUCCUCCCCCCCUUCCCUGCUCCGCCAUCAGAGCUCCAGGUCAUCAGAGAGCGACCUGUCCGCAUCCACUUUCCCCAUCGCCCCCCCGUCCAAACCACGCGGGUCUUCGCCUCCCGGCAGCGCCGCCCAACGUCCGCCGAUGCCGCAGACCCACUUACCUCGCACGCCGCCCCGUGAGAUCCCACCCUGCGGCUUCAACGGGUGCCCGGCCAAUCACCAAGUGCCCCCUCAGCAGCCCCUCGGAAACGCGGGCCCGGUGCUGCCUCCGGGUACGGGGUUCUUCCCCGCCGGCGAGUUGGUGCCGGUGGCCCUGGAGCGCCGGGAGGGCGGCGGCCUGGGUUUCAGCAUCACGGCGGGAGGGCCGGGAGGUCAGCUGGCCGUGGUCAGGAGGGUCUGGGACCGCAGGCACUGCCCCUCCCUGCAGUCGGGGGACGCCGUGGUCAAGAUCAACGGUGCCGACGUCCUGAACCUCAACUUCUCUCAGGUCCAGAAAGUUCUGCAGGAUCACUCAAAACAGGGGAAGGUGGUUCUGCUGGUGCGCAGACAAGCUCCCGUCUCCACGCCUUCGGUCACGCCUAAUUUGUACAAGCCCCUCCCCUUCCCGCAGGGUCUCACAAGCCCCCCGUCCCAACCCUCAACUUGCACCGAUUUGCCUUCCCCGUCCUCGCGUGCCUUGCUAGGCGGCGUGCCACCGCUCAGCCAGGCGGGCUUGGCGACGGAGGCCCCGCCGGAGGGGCGCUUCUCAGUAGCAGGGAGCCCGCCCAGCCAGAUGGCCAACGGGCCCCCCACCUCAGGCCUCAUCCAGAGCACCAGUUUCCUGGACUCCGUUCCGGUGACCUUGACCUUAGAGCCACGCGACCUACAGGGUGGGGAGGAAAGCUCGGCGGGGCCGAUCAGAGGAGCCGUUGCCAUGGACACCAGGGAGGGGAAGAACGUGGAGGUGGAGCUGACAAGGCGUCCCGGUGAAGGCUUCGGUUUUGUCAUCUCAUCACAAGAAGUCGACCGUGGGGCCCCGUCCCGAUCCCUGAUGUCCCAUCGCUUCGUGACGGUGCGCCGGGGCAGUCCAGCAGCUCGCAGUGGCCUCAUCCAGCCCGGAGACCAGCUGGAGGCCGUGGAGGGACGGCGGGUGGCGUCCCUGCACCACAGAGACCUGGCCCAGAUUCUGAGGAGGGCGGGGAACACGCUGAAGCUCAGCGUGACGCCACGAGCGCAGUCAGACGGAGCCGACGUGGAAAUCGACAAGCACUUCGCCAAAGGAUGCAAAGGAAGGGCGAAGAACGAGUCUCGCUUCUACAGAGUGGAUCUGGAACGAGGUCCCACGGGUUUCGGUUUCUCUCUGCGGGGGGGCAGCGAGUACAACAUGGGACUCUAUGUGCUGGGAUUGAUGGAUGGGGGGCCGGCCCAAUGUAGCAACAAGAUGCAGGUUUCCGACCAGCUGGUGGAGAUCAACGGCGACGGCACGGCGGGAAUGACGCACAGUCAGGCCGUGGAGCAGAUCCGCAGAGGAGGUCGUCGGAUCCACUUAGUCCUGAAGAAAGGAAACGGCUACGUCCCCGAUUACGGCCCUGAGGAAGAUUCCUCCUCAUCCUCCUCGCACACGGAGGAGCAGGAGGCCCGCGCGGUUGCCGUGACGACCGCCUCCCGCGGCCCGCCGAGGAGAAAGCACCCGAGGGGAGCCAAAGCCGGACCGAGACGAGGAGGAAGCGCCGGCGGGGGAGGCCCGCCAGAUCUGGACUUGGACCUCGUGGAGGAGGAGGCGAGGAGGAACGAGCGAGAGGAGGAGAGAAAGAGGAGGCGGCAGCAAGUGAGGACGGCGGAGGACGCAAAGCGUUCCGGGAGCGGGCCGGCUUUUCAGCGGGCGCCGUUCUCGUUCCUGAUGCCGCGUGACGAGCGAUCGCAAGACGGCGAGUCAAGCGCCAGUCCGUCGGAAGACGGCGAGUCGCUCGCCGGUUCGGCUUCCGCUUGGGGAAGAGCCGGGGCGGGGCGCCGGGAGGGGCGGGGCUUACCCUGGCGGGAGCCCGGCCCGGAGCGACUGACGCGGGUUCUGAUUGGCAGUCGCCUGGGUGGGCGGGGCCCAUUGGCCGGACUCACGCUCUGAAUUGACAUUUCGCAUUGGUGACUUUUUGAAGGGCUUCUUUUUUGUCUUUUCUUUCUUCAAAGCCUUUUCCUCGCAUGUGAUCGGACAACACGGUUUCUGAUUGGGGGGGUGCGCUUCAAAAGAGGCCCGGCCCCCCAAAUCGGUAUGCAAAUGUCACCCUUUCACCCCUGACCUUGAAGCAUGUCCAUUCGUUUGUAUUUUUCUAACCCCGAAGGACCUUCAUAGAGUCAUAGAGACGCAUUGCUUGCUUGUCGUGAAAGAACCUUUAAAACUU